Manduca sexta (tobacco hornworm) is the source of this 557-nucleotide messenger RNA. RefSeq lists its product as uncharacterized. The annotation marks the transcript as partial. Gene Ontology annotation, biological process: nuclear migration. The transcript has 3 exons. Gene Ontology annotation, molecular function: actin filament binding. Gene Ontology annotation, cellular component: cytoplasm; nuclear outer membrane; meiotic nuclear membrane microtubule tethering complex. The record is from RefSeq and is a predicted model, not a curated record. Lineage: Eukaryota; Metazoa; Arthropoda; Insecta; Lepidoptera; Sphingidae.
UAAAGUGUAAAAAAAAUGAUCCUUUGUAGAUAUGUCCGCGGUGGCGAUGCGUUGCGUCACCGUCGCGAGUUGGCGAACGGUAUCCGCGAGCUGGACUCCUGGCUGACGGCAGCGGACAACCUGCUCGGCCGGCAGCCGCGCGCCAACACCACCGACAUACAGGCCUACAUCGACCAGCUCUUGCAGCUCAACUCGCAGAUAGAACACCAUGAGGAGCUGUUCAAGAGCAUCAGCAGAACGUUCCAAAGUGCAAUAGCAGAGAUGCCUCGCGACGAGGUAGAAUCAAACAUGUCCAAGCUGAAGCAGCAGAAGGAGUCUCUGGUCCGAGUGAGAGCCACAGUCCCCGUGAAGCUGCAUCAAUACAGACAACUACUUGUGCAGCAUGAGUCGCUCGAGAGCGGACAGAAGGAGAUCGGCUCCUGGCUCGACAGGGCUGAGGAAACGUUGAGGACCACGGGAGAGACUCGACGGGAAAUAAUCGAGGAACGGUACGAGGUGCAUCGCUCGUUCUUCUCGCGGACCACCUACUACCGGUCGAUGUUGGAGAGCAAAACAAG